CGGGCUGCGCCCUCCGUGCGCUGUCGCCGCGCGCCGCGGCCCAGCCCUGAGAAGUCUGCUGCCCCUCCCUUGGAGAUGAGGACACUGAGGCCCAGAGACGGGGAGCGCCUGGCUUAGGACACUCAGCCUGGAAGGGCAGAGCAGGGACUCCGCAGUGAGACUGCCGACUCCACGCCUGGUGUUUGUGCCCAGAGCCCAGCUGCUUCCCAGGCCCUCUGGGGCGGCCCUGCCUUCCACCAGCCAGGACCAUGGGUAGCAACAAGAGCAAGCCGAAGGACGCCAGCCAGCGGCGCCGCAGCCUGGAGCCGGCCGAGAGCACCCACGCGGCGGGCGGCGCCUUCCCGGCCUCGCAGACGCCCAGCAAGCCGGCCUCCGCCGACGGCCUCCGCGGCCCGGGCGCCGCCUUCGCCCCCGCGGCCGCCGAGCCCAAGCUCUUCGGGGGCUUCAACUCGUCGGACACCGUCACCUCCCCGCAGAGGGCGGGGCCCCUGGCCGGUGGGGUGACCACCUUUGUGGCCCUCUAUGACUAUGAGUCACGGACAGAGACCGACCUGUCCUUCAAGAAAGGGGAGCGGCUCCAGAUUGUCAACAACACAGAGGGAGACUGGUGGCUGGCCCACUCGCUCAGCACGGGACAAACCGGCUACAUCCCCAGCAACUACGUGGCGCCUUCCGACUCCAUCCAGGCUGAGGAAUGGUAUUUUGGCAAGAUCACCAGGCGGGAGUCGGAGCGGCUGCUGCUCAACACAGAGAACCCAAGAGGGACCUUCCUGGUGCGAGAGAGCGAGACCACGAAAGGUGCCUACUGCCUCUCCGUGUCCGACUUUGACAACGCCAAGGGCCUCAACGUGAAGCACUACAAGAUCCGCAAGCUGGACAGCGGGGGCUUCUACAUCACCUCCCGCACCCAGUUCAACAGCCUGCAGCAGCUGGUGGCCUACUACUCCAAACAUGCAGACGGCCUGUGCCACCGCCUCACCACGGUGUGCCCCACGUCCAAGCCGCAGACCCAGGGCCUGGCCAAGGACGCCUGGGAGAUCCCCCGGGAGUCGCUGCGGCUGGAGGUCAAGCUGGGCCAGGGCUGCUUCGGGGAGGUGUGGAUGGGAACCUGGAACGGCACCACCAGGGUGGCCAUCAAGACCCUGAAGCCGGGCACCAUGUCCCCAGAGGCCUUCCUGCAGGAGGCCCAGGUCAUGAAGAAGCUGCGGCACGAGAAGCUGGUGCAGCUGUACGCCGUGGUGUCGGAGGAGCCCAUCUACAUCGUCACGGAGUACAUGAGCAAGGGGAGUUUGCUGGACUUCCUCAAGGGGGAGACGGGCAAGUACCUGCGCCUGCCACAGCUGGUGGACAUGGCUGCUCAGAUCGCCUCGGGCAUGGCCUACGUGGAGCGGAUGAACUACGUGCACCGGGACCUCCGCGCCGCUAACAUCCUGGUUGGGGAGAACCUGGUGUGCAAGGUGGCCGACUUCGGGCUGGCCCGGCUCAUCGAGGACAACGAGUACACGGCCCGGCAAGGGGCCAAAUUCCCCAUCAAGUGGACGGCUCCAGAAGCCGCCCUCUACGGCCGGUUCACCAUCAAGUCAGACGUGUGGUCCUUUGGAAUCUUGCUGACGGAGCUCACGACAAAGGGACGAGUGCCCUACCCUGGGAUGGUGAAUCGGGAGGUGCUGGAUCAAGUGGAGCGGGGCUACCGGAUGCCCUGCCCGCCCGAGUGUCCCGAGUCCCUGCACGACCUCAUGUGCCAGUGCUGGCGGAAGGAGCCCGAGGAGCGGCCCACCUUUGAGUACCUGCAGGCCUUCCUGGAGGACUACUUCACGUCCACGGAGCCCCAGUACCAGCCCGGGGAGAACCUAUAGGAGCAGGCGGGCCGG
Molecule: messenger RNA, 1871 nt
Organism: Urocitellus parryii (Arctic ground squirrel)
Lineage: Eukaryota; Metazoa; Chordata; Mammalia; Rodentia; Sciuridae
Gene: Src
Product: SRC proto-oncogene, non-receptor tyrosine kinase
Biological process (GO): protein phosphorylation
Molecular function (GO): protein binding; ATP binding; protein tyrosine kinase activity
Source: RefSeq, a predicted model, not a curated record